Messenger RNA from Armigeres subalbatus, 1378 nucleotides. RefSeq names its product retinaldehyde-binding protein 1-like. The record is from RefSeq and is a predicted model, not a curated record. Gene Ontology annotation, molecular function: phosphatidylinositol bisphosphate binding. Bases 242 to 1225 code for a protein of 327 amino acids. NCBI's taxonomy places the organism in Eukaryota, Metazoa, Arthropoda, Insecta, Diptera, Culicidae. The transcript has 3 exons. Gene Ontology annotation, cellular component: membrane.
UUUGAUAGAUGACCUAUUUAAUUUGACAUGAGCAUCAUGGAAAAAUCCCACAAAACUAAUAAAAUAAUCCCAGCAUUAGUGUUUAAGUUAUGUGCAAAUUUGCAUUUCAAUGUAGGCAGAUAUAAAUGUGGGAACCAAUGUGCAGUGGCUUCCCUGCUCAUAGAUGAGAUCAUAGUCUCACACCAUGCAAUUCGACGGUAAUGAACCAUGACAAUCGAGUGGUCGACGGAAACGGAUCGAGAUGGCAUCUUCCGUGUUCAACGUCGAAAAAAAACCAUCCUCCUAUGAGCCAUACAAUUUUUCGCUUCCAGACAAAUUUCAAAAAAUGGCUCUGGAAGAACUUCGUGAGGAGGACGAUAUCCGCCAACAAUCGUUGUGUCAGAUGAGAGAAUGGAUUACCAAGCAUCCUUACAUCAGAAAAUGCCGGACAGAUGCUCCAUUUUUGCUGAGAUUUCUGCGAUUUAGGAAAUUCUCGGUACCGCAAGCCCAGGAAGCACUGGAACGAUAUCUGGCAAUGCGACAGACUUUUCCGGAAUGGUUUCAGAAGCUGGACCCACGCGACGAGUUCAUGCAGAUUCCAAUGAAUGAUGAGGUGUACACCGUUUUGGGACGAGAUGAAACAGGACGGACGGUGGUCUUCAUUCGCUACGGACUGUUCGAUGUGGAAAGAUUGAACCCAAUGGCAAUAUUUCGUUACACGAUGAUGUUUAUUGAACUGAUGCUGGACGAUGAGGAGUUUCAGAUUGGUGGCUUCAGAGUUUGGGUGGAUUACACCGAAAGUGUUAUGAAGCAUUAUGGGAUGUGGGGCAUUAACGAACUAAAACUGCUAAUGGAUGCCGUCAACAAGACCAUGCCAAUCCGGAUUCGGGAGAUCCAAGGGGCUAAACUGCCAAAGUUUGCUAUCACGUUGGCUAAUUUGUUAUUAUCGUUCGCCAAUUCCAAAUUCAGGGAUCGAGUAUCGUGCCACGCCUCGGUGUUGGAAUCGAAGAAAUAUUUUGACCAAACACUGUGGCCUAAGCAAUACGGUGGAGUCCAUGAUACAACGGAGAGCGCUAAGAAUUUGAGGGACAUGUUCGAGGAGAAACGCGAAAAAAUUCUGGCUUUGGAUGACAUGGAAAUCGACAUUGAGCACUAUAAAUCGCUUUGGGGACAAUCAAAUCAAAAUCCAGAUAGUGACAUUGAUGGUGGCAUUGCCGGAUGUUUUAGGAAGCUUAAUGUUGAUUAAAUUAUUCAAGCACCAAGGUCGAUCGUAUUUCAUUAAUUUCUCUCAUGAAAACUAACGUAUAAACGAUCUUGAUAUGUUCAAUCAAACAAAUGAUAAAUGAUGAUUUAAUCUAUAAAAUAUAUUGUACAUAAUAACAUAUUAGUUAUAUGUGAU